Pistacia vera is the source of this 2165-nucleotide messenger RNA. RefSeq names its product probable pectinesterase/pectinesterase inhibitor 61. Gene Ontology annotation, biological process: cell wall modification. Gene Ontology annotation, molecular function: pectinesterase activity; pectinesterase inhibitor activity. The record is from RefSeq and is a predicted model, not a curated record. NCBI's taxonomy places the organism in Eukaryota, Viridiplantae, Streptophyta, Magnoliopsida, Sapindales, Anacardiaceae.
AAGUGAAAGUAGAAUCCAGCUAUUUUCAUUUCCCUCUCUCGAUUUAGACUUUACACCAACCUUCUUCCUCCUCCUUAUAACUCUCUCACUCACUCUCUCUUUCUCUUCUCCAUCUCCAUGACACGUCACUCUUUUCCGUAAUUUAAUUUUAGUUUCCUCUUCAAAUAUUCUUCUCAGCUUUCAAACCAAGCAACAAUGGGCUACGGCAGGCUACAGCCCUCCGAACCCGGCGGCUCCUCCCGCCGCCCCUUACACGAACAAGAUCCCGCCACCUCUGCUCCAUCCGUACCCUCUGCCUCUAGAGGCAAGCGAGAUAAGAAACUUAUUUUCAUCUCCGCUUUGGCUCUCCUUUUGAUUAUUCUUUCACUCGUCGCUGCCAUUCUCGUCGUCGGUUUGAAAUCCAGGGCCGGCUCCGGCCCGAAAAUCCCACGCAAGCCGACUCAGGCCAUUUCGAGGACUUGUAGCAAGACGCUCUACCCGACCAUCUGUGUCAACUCGCUACUCAACUUCCCGGGUUCACUCACCGCGUCGGAGCAGGACCUCGUCCACAUUUCGUUCAACAUGACGCUGCAGCACUUCAGCAAGGCGUUGUAUGACACGUCGGGGAUCUCCUAUCUCCAGAUGGAUACACAUGCACGGUCGGCAUUCGACGCCUGUUUGGAACUCCUGGACGACUCGGUGGACGCGCUCACGCGCUCGCUUGGCUCCAUCGUGCAGAUACCGGGUGGGAACAGUAACGCGAAUGACAGAGAAGACGUGCUGACGUGGCUGAGUGCGGCGCUGACUAACCAGGAGACGUGUAAGGAUGGAUUUGCGGAUGUGGGUGGAGGCGUGAAGGAUCAGGUGGCGGAUAAGUUGAAGGACUUGUCCGAACUGGUGAGUAAUUGUUUGGCGAUUUUUGCGGCGACUAGUGGGGACGAUUUCUCGGGAGUUCCGAUACAGAAUAGGAGGAGGUUACUAGAGGAGGACGAUAUAUCGGGGGAAAUUGGCGAUACGUUUCCGGGAUGGUUGAGUAGGAAGGAUAGGAGACUGUUGGCUUCGCCUGUAUCGGCGAUACAUGCCGAUAUUGUCGUGUCGAAAGAUGGAAAUGGGACGGUUAAGACGAUUUCUGAAGCGAUUAAAAAGGUGCCAGAGAAUAGCGAACGCCGGACGAUUAUUUACGUGAGGGCAGGAAGGUAUGAAGAGAGUAUGAUAAAGGUUGGAAGAAAGAAGAAGAAUGUGAUGUUCAUAGGAGACGGGAAGGGCAAAACGAUAAUUACAGGUGGAAAAAGUGUUCAAGAAAAGAUGACAACAUUUCACACGGCAUCCUUUGCUGCGACAGGUUCAGGAUUCAUCGCUCGUGACAUGACAUUUGAGAAUUAUGCAGGCCCCGCUAAGCACCAAGCUGUAGCUCUCCGAGUUGGAGCUGACCACGCCGUGGUGUAUCGUUGCAACAUAAUUGGAUACCAGGACACUCUCUACGUACACUCCAACCGUCAAUUCUUUCGGGAAUGUGACGUUUACGGUACCGUUGACUUUAUCUGUGGUAAUGCUGCCGUCGUCUUCCAGAACUGCAGCAUCUACGCGGACCCCAAUUGGCCAACCAAAAACACCAUAACACUCAAACAGAAAAGACCCAAUCAGAACACGGGCAUCUGGAUCCACGCCUGUAGACUCUACGCAACGUCCGAUCUCGACGUCGAAAGGAAGCUUCAAACGUAUCUCGGCAGGCCCUGGAAACUUUAUUCCAGGGUGGUUUAUAUGUUAACUUAGGGGGAUCACAUUCAUCCGAGAGGAUGGCUCGAAUGGAACGCGACGUUCGCCCUGGAUACUCUUUAUUACGGUGAUAUGAACUCCGGCCCCGGUGGCGUCGGGCAGCGGGUGAAGUGGCCGGGUUACAGGGUGAUUACAUCGACGGUGGAGGCUAGCAAGUUCACUGUUGCACAGUUUAUUUAUGGCUCGUCUUGGUUGCCAUCAACUGGAGUGGCGUUCUUGCAGGAUUAUCAACAAUUAAUUAAUUAUAAUUAAGUAAUUAUUGUAAUAAGCGCUAAUAAUUUUUACUAUAUAUAUAUAGGGGUUUUUAUAUAUAUAUAAAUUGAAUCAAAUAGAUUCAUAGAUGGUCAAGGGAUCUUGAUCUUGUUUGAUUGAUCUGGAAUUGUAUGAAAUUAUAUAUAUUUUUUGUUCUU